Molecule: messenger RNA, 222 nt
Organism: Thermothielavioides terrestris NRRL 8126
Lineage: Eukaryota; Fungi; Ascomycota; Sordariomycetes; Sordariales; Chaetomiaceae
Exons: 2
Coding region: 1-222 (73 amino acids)
Source: RefSeq, a predicted model, not a curated record
AUGCCUUCCACCCAGGCUCCCGCUCCCCAGACCAACUUCAACGGCUACUGCGUUGUCAUGGUCCUCUCCGUCCUCUUCGACAACACACAUCCCCCUCUCUCAGUCGACAACAUGGUCAUCGUCACCGCGAUGAUCCUCCAGGAAGGUCCUCCCGCCUCCCUCAGGACCUCCCUGCCAACCCUGAGGGUCGACCCCGUCGGCGAUGCCUCGUCACGCUCGUAA